AUGAAACGUAGUUUCGGAGCUAUGAAUUCAUCCAUUGAAAUAAGUUCUUAUCGUGAUCAACACUUCAAGGGCUCCCGUAGUGAGCAAGAAAAGUUAUUGAAAACGUCAUCAACACUCUACGUGGGGAACCUGUCAUUUUAUACAACAGAAGAACAAAUAUACGAAUUAUUUUCACGAUGCGGUGAUAUUAGAAGAGUAAUAAUGGGCUUAGAUAAGUACAAAAAGACUCCCUGCGGAUUUUGCUUUGUGGAAUAUUAUACUAGAGAAGAUUCAGAAAACUGUAUGAGGUACAUAAAUGGUACAAGACUUGACGAUCGAAUCAUCCGUUGUGAUUGGGAUGCAGGAUUUAUUGAAGGCAGACAGUAUGGGAGAGGCAAAACUGGAGGACAGGUUCGAGACGAGUACAGAACAGAUUAUGAUGGAGGUAGAGGCGGCUAUGGAAAAAUCAUUGCACAAAAAAUUGUUCCAGCUCCCAUGGAACGUUGA
Spodoptera littoralis (African cotton leafworm) is the source of this 486-nucleotide messenger RNA. The record is from the annotation of a GenBank genome assembly. NCBI's taxonomy places the organism in Eukaryota, Metazoa, Arthropoda, Insecta, Lepidoptera, Noctuidae.